ACAUGUUGCUUGAUGCAGCCCUCAGAAAUGGCUGCUCCUCAACACCCAUCAGAAGGUGUGCACUUCCUGCUGGAAAAAGUACGUCCACCUUGUGCUGCCUGGAGGACGUUCACAGAUGCCUCUCCGCAGCGCUCUGACAGUAUUGCCACAUGGCCCCAUCUGCUCUCUCAGUGAUGCUUUUAGCGCCCUGAGUAGUUGCAGUUUUGUUUUCUAAAUUGAGGCGGGGAGUAUUUUUUUCUUUGCUGGCUGACUUGUGUCGGGAGCUGCAAAGUUCUGUUGCAGCCAGCGCAGAGCAGAACAAAGAAGUACAAAUAUAAUUUGCUACAGAGGAUCAGCUGUGAAAUAGAGGAACAGAAGAGGACUCAGAAUGGAAACAAAGUUUGCUGCAUUGCUGAAAUUGUAACACAACAAAGGAUAUUUGUUUUUCUUCACCUCUUCCUCAUGCACAUCUUUGGCAUAUCCAGCCCUCUGUGUCAAAACAAAGUUCACUGGAGAAAGAGCAUGACCAAUAUAAGAGCUUCUUGCUCUAAUGGAUUCUGUGCAAAAUAAGUUUCAGGAUAAUAAUCAAGAAGACACUGAAGAUGGUUGCAAGCAGAAACUCUUAUGUUUUAGAGAAACAAAUUCUAACAAUCCCCCAGAAGAAGAGUAUUAUUUUUUAAAAGAUAAUAUUUAUUCCAAAUAAGACUUAAGGAUAGUGUGGAAGGAUUGGCAAGCUUGAUGGUUCUGCACAAGAAACCAAGAUGCUAAGAAAGCAGGCAAUAAAGAUAUUUUUCAUUUGCAGUUUCUCACACUGUCUGUCUCCUUCCCAUUCCUCUACACGGGUACCCAAAGCAGCUUAAUCUUUAGCUAAUUGCACAGGAUUUCCAUUGGUACUGACAUAUCCACACCUCAUCAAAAGCAUGAUGUCUAAUAACUCAAGCUGUAAUGAAGAAAAUGAGUUUUCAAAACGCUUCUACGCAAUCAUGUACACCAUUAUCUUGGUUCCCGGACUGAUCGGCAACAUUUUAGCUCUCUGGGUGUUUUAUGGGUACAUGAAGGAGACGAAACGAGCUGUGAUUUUUAUGAUCAACCUGGCAAUUGCAGACCUGGCCCAAGUAUUAUCUUUGCCGCUACGGAUUUUCUAUUACAUCUCAGAAAACUGGCACCUGGGCAAAGGGGUCUGCAUGUUUUGCUUCUACCUGAAAUAUGUCAACAUGUACGCAAGUAUCUACUUCUUAGUUUGCAUCAGUGUGAGGCGGUUUCUAUUCCUCAUGUAUCCCUUUAGGUUCAAGGACUGCACACGGAUUUACGAUGUGUACAUUUCCAUUGCUGGAUGGAUUGUGGUAUGCAUUGGUUGCUUGCCUUUCCCCCUUUUGCGACUCGCGUCAAAUGAUCAUCGUACCAGCAACACGUGCUUUGCGGAUCUUCCCAUGAAGGCUGUUGAUGGCACCAUCUCUAUAGCAAUGAUGACCAUCGGAGAACUGGCUGGAUUUGUAACCCCUUUGACGAUCAUCCUGUAUUGUUCGUGGAAGACCGUCUUAUCGCUCAAGGAAAACAGUUCCGUUUCCCAAGACCUCGGAGAGAAACAGAAAGCUCUGAAGAUGAUCUUGACCUGCACGGUGGUCUUUCUUAUUUGUUUUGCCCCUUACCACAUCAGCUUCCCUUUGGAUUACUUUGUGAAAUCCAACAAGAUAAAGGAGUGUUCCACCCGGAAGGUGAUUUUGAUAUUCCACACAGGGGCUUUAUGUCUUGCCAGUCUAAAUUCUUGUGUAGAUCCCAUCAUUUAUUACUUUACCACCAAUGAGUUCCGAAGACGACUUUCAAGGCAAGAUUUACAGGAUGGUACUCCGCACCAUAAUGAACACUAUGGAAAUACAAAUGGCCCAGAGCAGAGAAGUACCAUUGAGUGAGUGGGGGCAGUGGGGGGGAAUCCAAACCACGUGCUCUGAAAAUGACUCUACGGACUCAAAAGCCUCUGCUGGCCUUGCCUAUUUUUGGAUGAUUCAACCAGUGGACCAUAAGAACAGACAUCACCUUGACUCACACAUCCGUCAAUACUACUGAUUUUAAAUGCUGUUCAGAAUUACAUGAGCAACUAUAUCUGAAUGCAACACGGAACUUACAUGUUAGGCUAAAUAGACAGCAUUGCUUAUCAAAAAGUGGCAUAGGGCAAAGCUUUUUUUUUUUAUCAUGUGUUUAUCCAAAGACACAAUUACAGUUCCUGCUUCUUGGAAAGCAAGGGCAACACACAAAUUGCCUCCCUUCUGGGUGCUGAAAGUAGACACUCUUAAUAUUACAGGAGGGAAGGUGGUUAGAGCAGUGUAGUGGGACACCGGUGAUCCUGCUUUUAGUCCCACUCUGCCAUGAUGCUCAAUAAGGGUGAGCCACCGAUUCCCAGCCCAGCCUACAUUACAGGGUAGGGUUAAACUGAACGAUAAAAUUCCACCGACCCUUUAGAAUUUUUGCACCAGGGCAACCCCUUUUUAUUUUCCCAGUAUUUUAAAGGUUGAUGGUUUAUUAAAUUGGAAUUUUAUUAUGUAUUUUAAAUUGUAUUUUAGUGUGCUGUGACUGGUUUGUGAGCCAUCUCGAGACCCGUUUCAGGUAAAGACAGGGUAGACAUGUUUUAAAUAAGUAGGAAGGGUGCCAUGGGCUUCUUGGAGGAAAAACGGGGAGAUACAAGCAGAACAGAUCCAUGGAUCGAUUAAAAUGGGUGCUGCUGAAGAAUAAUGACACCACCUUGCAAAGGAAGUUGAGAAACUUUGGGAUGCACUGCUCCCGUUUUCCUUAAAUGACAGCACUGAUCAGUGGUAUGAAAUUCCACUUGCUGUUUUCCUGGAGUUUUAAAUUUCUUUUGUACAGGGCAAAUAUACUGUGAACUGUUAAUUUAAUAUGUCUGAAGGAUAUAAUUUAUAUUAAAAACAUUUUGGUACUAU
Varanus komodoensis (Komodo dragon) is the source of this 2912-nucleotide messenger RNA. RefSeq names its product probable G-protein coupled receptor 174. Gene Ontology annotation, molecular function: G protein-coupled receptor activity. The transcript is spliced from 2 exons. Lineage: Eukaryota; Metazoa; Chordata; Lepidosauria; Squamata; Varanidae. The record is from RefSeq and is a predicted model, not a curated record. Gene Ontology annotation, biological process: positive regulation of Rho protein signal transduction; phospholipase C-activating G protein-coupled receptor signaling pathway. Bases 900 to 1889 code for a protein of 329 amino acids. Gene Ontology annotation, cellular component: membrane.